Molecule: messenger RNA, 305 nt
Organism: Linum tenue
Lineage: Eukaryota; Viridiplantae; Streptophyta; Magnoliopsida; Malpighiales; Linaceae
Source: the annotation of a GenBank genome assembly
AAUGAUUGCUGUACAAAAAUUUAAAGGUUUGGGACCUUUGCAGCAUGUUCGAUGGGGAUACAGUUGCAGUUCCAGUUUGCUGGCUUAAGCAUAAGCUGAAGCAAUUUUCCAUUGAGCAUUUUUCCGUUGCUCCAGGGGGUGGGACAACAGUAUCUCAGCGCAUGGUGGAGAUGUCAAGAGCGAGAAAUAAAUUAUUUCUUGAGCAUUAGCAGCUCGUAAUGGGAUGGUAUAGUUAUGAGCAGUUGAAGGAAGACGGCAGUAGAAUGGAAUUGUUUAUGUAUCGUCGAUGAUGUAUUUGUUUCCCA